Daphnia magna is the source of this 1010-nucleotide messenger RNA. RefSeq lists its product as uncharacterized. The transcript has 6 exons. The record is from RefSeq and is a predicted model, not a curated record. Gene Ontology annotation, biological process: regulation of cell growth. Gene Ontology annotation, cellular component: extracellular region. NCBI's taxonomy places the organism in Eukaryota, Metazoa, Arthropoda, Branchiopoda, Diplostraca, Daphniidae. Bases 235 to 846 code for a protein of 203 amino acids. Gene Ontology annotation, molecular function: peptidase inhibitor activity.
GAGGGAAUAAAGCGCUUCUUAACGCCCGGAUUUUCGUCAGUUUAGCACAAGGCAUCAUAUCGCACGUUGCCAAGCGAAUAAGUCAUAAUUCAAAACUGGUUUUUCCAAGGUGUGAAUCAAUUCUUAAUCGCAGCAUCCAUCACCAUUAUCGCUAGGCCACUCGCCAACAUCGACACAUCGGACGGAGGAAACGAGCUUUCAGUCGUCAUCAUCGUACAAGAGAAAACACGCGACAUGAUUCGAUUACCGUCCUCCAUCAUGGUAGUCUGCUUGGCACUGUUCCUCAUCGCCGCCCCCCACCUUAUUCCGGCCGUGCCGCUCGACAGCCACGCUGAUAAUAGUCAUCAUUUAAUGUGGCAGAGCGUUGAGGACGAUGCGUCAACAGAAAUGGAGGAUUACGUCAAUGACAAUCCUGUCAUUGAAGUAGAUGACAGUGGGGUGCCCGUUUGCCCACCAGUGGUAAACCAUCCGCAAGCUUGUUAUGCCAAGAUUUGUCGUUCGGAUAUCGAUUGCCUUGGAGGUCAAACAGAACGCGUUUGCUGCUACAAUGGCUGCAUCCGAACGUGCAUGAUUAAAGUCAAACCGCCACCCUUCUUUGAUUACGAGGAGAGCUACAGCGAUUCCCAUCGCAAAUCAGAUGUCGGUAUGGGAGAAAGCAUUCGAGCGGGAUCGGCGGAAGUGGCUGAAUUCCAGAGGCCUGCUAUUGUGUUGACUCUGCCGGGCGGAUGUCACCUAACCCAGGAGCAGUACGACACUUAUCAAAAGUUCCAAGUUUCUCCCAACGUUCGACAAUGUUACUGCCUGGCGGGGGACGUCUUUUGCCAAAUCAAUCCGAAGGCACCUUGAUCGAUGAGCGGCGCGCUAACAUUUUUCCUUCCCCCCUCUUUUUUUAUUGUUAUUACGAUUCCCCCCACUUCUGUCUCUUUAUUUUUUGUGCCAUACUUACACAUAUCCGUCAUAUUCAUAAAACGACACACACACACACACACAUAGAAAAACCCCCCGAAAAA